Molecule: messenger RNA, 678 nt
Organism: Gregarina niphandrodes
Lineage: Eukaryota; Apicomplexa; Conoidasida; Eugregarinorida; Gregarinidae
Product: putative transmembrane protein
Exons: 1
Coding region: 1-678 (225 amino acids)
Source: RefSeq, a predicted model, not a curated record
AUGUUCACAACCAGCAGCUACCGGCUACCUAGUUCCCUCUUCGCCUUCCUCGCACUGGUCUUCUCACUCCAAUACCUAGUGGGCACCUGCAUGGUCAACGGAUUCCGAAACAUCGGUGAUGAUGAAGGAAGUAUCAAAUACACGCGCGGUUAUCGCUGCGGUGUCAAGUUCCUCUCUGCCGCCUCUCUCCUGGACAUGGUCCAAAUGGGUUUGCUCGCCAUCUACUUCCUCUCUCAACUGCGUUAUUAUGACGACAUGUGGCAGGUCGAAGCCAUCCAGCCAAACCCCAUCACCAUAUAUUGUCUGUUCAUAAGACUGCUCCAUGUGGCCUCCCUUGUGCUAUACGCAGCUGCCUUCUUCUAUAUGGAGGCCUACCAUUCCAUCGGAACUGCAGAACUAUGGGGAUGGGGCAUAGCCUCCAUGUUUGGCACCACCGCCUUCCUCGAACUGCUCUCGCUCGUCACUGACUCCCGAGUCACUGACCUCAUGUUCACUAUCCUCAAUGCCUUUGUCCUAAUGUCCAGUGCAGUCUGGGCGCAAACCUUCGAGGCCUUAAUUGUCAGCAAAGAGGUGGACAUGGACCAAUCUGCCCUCAGAAACGAGUGGUUCAAGAGCAGGAACGCGAUGGCCUACUACGGUCCGCCCAUCGAGGAGGGAAUCGAGAUGGUCCGAGAAUAA